Molecule: messenger RNA, 1194 nt
Organism: Triticum turgidum subsp. durum (durum wheat)
Lineage: Eukaryota; Viridiplantae; Streptophyta; Magnoliopsida; Poales; Poaceae
Source: the annotation of a GenBank genome assembly
AUGAUCAAGGUACAGGCCCCGGAGCUGUACAGAGACAGCGGCGCGUUCGAGGCGAGGAAGAGGCAGUCGCUCAGGGCGCGGUACGUCUACGGGCUCAUCUUCUUCGCCACCAACCUGCUGGCCUGGUUCAUCAGGGACUACGGGGCCAAGCUGCUCGGCGGACUGCACCAUAUCCCGGUCUGUGGAGCAGGGGACUCGAAAUGCUUCCGUUCUGGAGGGGUGCUCCGGGUUAGCCUGGGUUGCUUUAUAUUUUUCUGGGUGAUGUUUGCCACAACAUUUGGAACACGCAAGCUCCAGGGAGUUCGUAAUUCGUGGCAUUCUGGAUGCUGGGCUCUCAAGUUUCUUGUGUAUGCCGUGUCAAUCGUCACCCCGUUUAUCAUCCCUAACAUCUUCAUCCAGCUCUAUGGUGAAAUUGCUCGAAUGGGUGCUGGGAUAUUUCUCAUUCUGCAGCUUAUAAGCAUGCUCCACCUCAUAUCAUGGUGCAAUAAACGUUGGAUGCCAGAUGCUGGAUCAAAUCAAUGCGGCCUGUUCGGAUUGUUCUUGUCAACUGUCUCCUUCAUUGCCUCAUUUGCCGGAAUCCUUGUGCUAUAUAUUCUGUACGUUCCAAACUCAUCAUGUGUGUUCAACAUCUUCACUAUUAUAUGGACGGCAGUCCUAGUGAAGAUAAUGAUGGCGGUGUCACUACACUCAAAGGUUAAUGAGGGUCUUCUAUCUUCUGGAAUAAUGGGCUCAUAUAUUGUGUUCCUCUGUUGGUCUGCACUACACAGCGAACCACGAACUGGAAAGUGCUACACUGAGAUGAAAAUUGGCAAGGAUGGUAAUUGGGCUACUAUAAUUAGCUUCAUUAUUGCAAUUUGCUCCAUUGUGUCGGCCACAUUUUCUACUGGAAUCGAUAACAGAUCCUUUCAAUUUCGAAGCGAUGAGAUCCGGUUGGAAGAGGAUGUCCCCUACAGCUACGAGAUUUUCCACAUUGUGUUUGCGGUGGGGGCUAUGUAUUUUGCAAUGCUAUUCAUAAGCUGGGAGCUUAACCAUCCAAUAACAAGAAAGUGGAGCAUAGAUGUUGGAUGGGCAAGCACAUGGGUAAAGAUCAUGAAUGAAUGGCUGGCAUUUUUCAUAUACGUUUGGAGACUGAUCUCCCCAGCUCUGUCAAGGAAACGACCUGCCAACGAUGAAGAGUCCGCCUCCACAAUAUAG